GGGACCAGAUAUCGAAGACCCUCCAGUGAUAUGCAAGAUGGCGGAGCGUGUGCGUCUAAAACGAAGUAAUAUUCUGGGCCAAGUUACGGGCAGCGACUUACGACACGUAGGAGUUACGAGCACGUCAGUAGCCGAGCAACUUACGACCACCUUAAACGAAGAAAGCAAUUCUCAGGAGCUCUUCCAUGCCCUUGCCUCAGCGGGGGGGACGCUCGCCCCUUACGACCGCCUUCACGAAUACCAAGUCGAAAUCGAGAGAAUUAAUGCAAAACUCGACCACCUCAGGGCGCAGAAUACCGUGCUGAACAUUUCCCUGGAUGAGUCAAAGUCUCACUGCGAUCACCUGAGUAUGUUGAUGGGUAAAUACGAGUCCAACGCUACGGCACUACAACUUACCAAUGAGACUCUAGACAUGACCGUUGAGGCGCUAGAAGUUCUAGUUGCCUUACUAGAGAGCGAGUUAGGGCUUUUUCUGGCCACUUAUAGGGCUAGCGAAAGAUCUAGAGGGUUGAAACAGGGGCUGAAAUCCAGAGAGGUAUACCAAGACGG
This is a messenger RNA of Hyalella azteca, 549 nucleotides long. Its product is annotated as colorectal mutant cancer protein. The record is from RefSeq and is a predicted model, not a curated record. NCBI's taxonomy places the organism in Eukaryota, Metazoa, Arthropoda, Malacostraca, Amphipoda, Hyalellidae.